Trematomus bernacchii (emerald rockcod) is the source of this 8056-nucleotide messenger RNA. RefSeq names its product bromo adjacent homology domain-containing 1 protein. Bases 652 to 3303 code for a protein of 883 amino acids. Lineage: Eukaryota; Metazoa; Chordata; Actinopteri; Perciformes; Nototheniidae. The record is from RefSeq and is a predicted model, not a curated record. Gene Ontology annotation, molecular function: chromatin binding. The transcript has 7 exons.
GUAGGAUGAGGAUGUUCUUGUUGUUGUUAUAUAAAACACAUUUGUUUCUUGUAGUCAUAUACGGGACUGGACUGGACUUUUGGUGAUUUUUGCUAUACUUUGUAUGGCAGGAGGGGGCCCAGCCCACACCGCGUGUCAGCGCUGCAGUCAGUCAUGUUGUGCUGCUAGUUGUUGUUCAGUAGCAACAUACACAGACUGGUGUACAAACUGAGCGCUGCGUGCACUGGUAAUGCCAACUGACGGGAUAUAAGCGACGUGUGUGCGCGAGACGGACUCUCUACUAUCUCCAGCAGCAACACUCAAGCUUCCGCAGCCGUAUUGGCAGUUGGAGUGGAUGGGAUAUAUGAAAACAAACAUCCUGAGCAGACCCCGCUCGCCUCGGAAAGGAGUGUUACCUCUUCUUACGAGAACAGAGUUGUUGGCUCCGUCUCUUCUCUCCUCUCGUCGAUAUUUUUGAAGUGGCGAACAUUCGUGGCGGGUGUAUUUCCUCUAGUUGAGCUGCAUCGGUGAACCAGUCGGACGAGGCGGACUUGCCUUACCCAACCAUUCGGAAAACAAGGUGCCCUGACUGGCUCCUCGCACCAUUGGAAAAUUAGACGAGAUAGUGCCCGCCACGCAGAGCUACGUUACGGCCCCGUGGAGAAGCAUGUGAUGACUCACGCAAGGCAGAAGGGUUCCCUCAGGCAGAGCGACUGUAGUGCUGAGCGGUGGGAUAACAGCCCUCCUUUGCCACAUGUUGGCACUAUGGGCGACACCUGGACUGAGCGCUCACUUAGAUUCGGGAGGACAAAGAAGAUAAGCGAGAUCAUCAAACAGAAGAAAGUUAAGGUCAAGAGUGUGAAUGACAAGGCAGGGAAGAAAGAAAAAUCUGAUCAGAACAGAAAACUUGACCGGAGGCGCGACAAGAAACGGGACAGGAAGUCGUAUCCUUUGCGAGGCAGGGCUGAGACUUCAGACGGGGAGGGGCUCAGCUGUCAUGUCCUCCUUACCCGAUUGGAGGAAAGCAUCCGCAAACAGGAGAGUUGUAAAGAAAGCGCGCGAAAGGAUUCACGCCGACAUUCAUCUCUCAAUCCCAAACCCAGAAAAGGGAAAAGCAGUGAAAGAAAAGAGGCAACGUCAUUACCAAAAACCAAAUCAAAUUCAAAAAGCCCUAGUCAUGGAGAGUUGAUUCUUUUCCCAGAACCUCGCAAGCGCAGACUGGCCUCCCUGAACGCCGAGGCGGUCAACAGUUUACUGCUUGAAAGAGGUACUGACGCUCAGGUGGCAGCUAAACUGGCCAGGAGACAGGAAGAGUCCACAAAGGGAAGGUCUGCCUUGGAUGCAAAUCCAACCAGGAGUGGUGUCCCUGGAGGUAUAAAGGCUAUGCGUGGAACCAUCACUAAAUCCUCAACGACGCCCAAACUUGAACUGUGCCAAAGCUCUAAGCAUGUCCAGAAGGCCAAAGCCAACCAAGCAGAGAGCGGGGGGAUGAGCCUGGAGAGUCUGGAUGCCCCCGCCCCCAGACGAUUGGCUGGACUUAACGCUGCAGCCCUGCUAAAGUUAACCAGCUCCUCUGCUACCAGUAAACAGAGAGUAAAGGCUGCACCCACAGCUACUAUCACAACUGACUGCAAGGCUUCUGCUUUGGUCAAAACCCCAAAACAGCUCUCAAGGGUCAAACUCAAACACAAGGGAUGCUCACAAAAACAGAAGGGGAAAAAGGUCCCUGCCCUGCACAGUGGGUGCGCAGCCUGCAAGAAUAAGGCGGACUUUGAGCCCAAAGUGGAGUGGGAUACCGGCAACUGCACCCAUCGACUGACCAAACCAGGGUACCAGUCACGCAGCAUGCUAGCAUACCCGCUAAAGCAAGUGAAGGAAGAGCCUCUGGAGACCGAAAUGAGCCCAUACUACUGCUGUCCGCCAGAGGGCUCAAUGGAAUACUGCCACCGCUUGGCCUUCUUCCUGGGCCAGCAGCCCUACGGAGAAUCAGACGAUCAGCCACUUAACUCAGCCAUAACCCCUGUGAAUCGCGAGUGCCUCGUAACCUCACCGUCCCUGACGCAUUCCCACCCACACACAGCUCUGACCCUCAGCCCACACUCCUGCCUCUGCACCGCCGACCACUGCUUCUCUAGCUACUACGUUCACAUCGCCCACCCGACACACACUGGAACAUCGUCAGCAGGUCUGGCCCCGCGACCUCUGAACUUUCCCCCUUCCAGUUUAUGCCCUAAUCGGACGAAUAGCUCCAAGCUGCUGGGUCCGCAGGUGUCCCACGGCUCGGGGCUGACCCACUCUGCCUACUGCAACUCGGUGGCUUCGCCCUGCUAUGGUGAAGCCUGCGGGAUCAGUGGCUACACCUACAGAGCCAUGCCUCCCGUCACCAGCAGGGGAUGUUCUUUCAGUACAGGAUGCACUGAAUGCACACACAGCAUCAAAACAGAGGGUUACUCCUCCCCUCAGGGUGACCACAGCCCCUCCCUUCUGGUUCCCCCUUCCAUGCCCAUCUCCAGCUGCCCUCUAUCCAGCAUGCCCACUUCCACUCAGACCAAACCCCACCUGCUGACCCCCCUGUCAGGGCGAGACAAGCCGCAGGCCAGGUUAAAGCUGGCCCCUGAAUGCCCACAGAGCAACAAGCCCUCCAACGGCUCCCGGUCCAUCGGCCUCACACGGCUGCCCCAGAAACAACCGGCGACCUUGCCAAGCUUCAGCAGCACCAAACAAAAGAGAGUCAGCCGAAGACGUGCCACCAACGGUUGGCGGCCUGUGGGAAUGCCCACGGAGAGAGAAGUCUUUAUAGCGGGAGAGGAUGAGAUAGCCCUGCGGCAGUGUUAUGAAGGAGUGGAGAGGGACGGUGAAGUGAUACAUGUCAGAGACACUGUGCUGCUACGAUCAGGCCCCAGGAAGAAAUCACUCCCAUAUGUUGCCAAGAUAUCAUCGCUGUGGGAGGACCCCAAAACAGGAGAGCUGAUGAUGAGUCUUUUCUGGUACUACCGACCUGAGCACACACAGGGAGGCCGAGAUCCCAGCACACACUGUGAGAAUGAGAUUUUCGCCUCUCGGCAUCAGGAUGAAAAUAGUGUGGCCUGCAUAGAAGACAGAUGCUACGUUCUCCCAUUAGCCCAGUACUGUAGAUUUUGUGCCUUGGUGAAGCGGCGUGCCGAAGGCGCCCCACCUGGCAGUGCCAGCGUGGUGCCCUGCCGCGCCGACUUCGCCCCCCCCUCCCACCGCUGUGUGCCCACAGACGUCGACCCCGAGCUGGUGUAUCUCUGCCGGCACGUGUACGACUACCGAUUUGGACGCAUCCUGAAGAACCUGCAGUAGAGGGUUAGACGGGGUGCUUCAAUUAAUCAUAGCAUAGCUCCCCCCUCCUGCACAGAGGCAGUGGUCGGGGGGGGGGGGGAAGAGUAGAUGAAAGACUGAAAACCCCUGUCUUUUCUGCUAGGGAUGCUCACGACCACAGGGAAGGGCGAUGAUAGGGUGGGUUUUUUGAGGGAAGAAGCAAAACGUGUUUGACACAUUAUGAAGCACAGAUCCCUUUAGUUGACUACAGAGGGGUUACAAUGCGAUAGAAUCCGUCUCUGUCAGAGCACCGUCACUUCCUGGUUUCUAAAGAGCGAGGAAUGUUCAUUCAUCAGCUACCACAGCACUCUGGGAUACACGGAAGCUCGCGUGCGUCCCUCUCCUCGCCUGCCAGGAAUGCAGAACACCAGGCUGAACUGGGCUCCUGUCAGCGCCGCGUUUCCCCCCAAAGCAUCUUAGCACCACAAUCAUGUUUGUUCCAUUUGUAAGCCAACGGCUCAGGAAUGGUCCGGCGCUAAGGUGCUUCCGGGAGAACACAAGCCUGCGUUGUCAGCUCAAUGUUAACGGUGUUCAACCAGCCGGGGUGAAGGAGCAGCUAAUGGAGAGUGUCGUCUUAUUUCUCCCCGAUUUGAGUUGUGUGUUUCUUAGUGUGUGAAAGAGAGAGUGGGAGACCGAGUGUUUGUCAGUGUGGAUAAAUGGAUAAAUGUGGGUGUGUGAUGUUUUUUUUUAGGAGGCUUUCAGGCAAUCAAACCAAACAAGCAGCUUUAGAGGAAGCGGAGCUCUCUCUCUCUCUCUGCCCCUCUCUUUCAGUGUGCCACAGAUACAUUUUCAUCUCCAGUGAGGCCCUGCAUAAACUAGAAUACUGUACCUGAAGGGGGUUGUGAGAUUAUUCCUUACUAAACUCAACUCUAGAACAAGGCUUUGGUCAGGACACCCAAAACGGCACUAAACUGAUUUUAUUAGUUAAAACAAAUGUUUGAAUCUCAGCCAUGGUCCUCCUUUAAAGAAGCCUUGUUCUAGAGAGGUUCUACUAACUGCCCAAUAGAAAGAGUUACUGUACCUUAACUGAGGAACCGGGACGCUCCUGAGUCCUGCAAAGGCUUAUAGAGACGUCUUCAUCGUUUUUUCUUGUAUUUUUCCAUCUUGGCUUUUCUCUGUGACUUGCCUUAUGACUUGCAGAUAUAGCGUUAUGCUGCUAGUCUCCACAUGCAACUACAGAAGGAAGAACAAAUAUACUUCUAUUCCAAGAAAAAGAUUGUCUGAAUGACAGCUAUGAACUGAUCAGUAGACAAAAUGCACCGGCUUAGGGCUGCAGCCAAUGAUUUUUUUUAAUUAUUAUUAAUGAACCCUUUUGUCAAUUAAAUGUCUCAAAAUAGUGAAAGGAAAUAAUUUCCAACAGCCAGAGUUGACUUCUACACCCAAAGAUGUUCAAACACAUAAAAACGAACUGAAUAGAAUCAGGCCAUAUUUGGCAUUUCUGCUUAUGAAAUGACUCACAUUAUCAGAAUAGUUGCAGAUUAAUUUCCAGUCAAUCGGCUAGACAAUUAACUGACUAAUUUGUGCAUCUCUUAACCGGUUAGAAACACUUCUCCUGCCUCUGCUGGUUGCCCGUGUUGCGCCCUGAAACAUCUGGGAAACGUCUUUUCUACAUGCUCUAAUUCUACAUCCACACCAAUUAUUUUUCUUCCUCCUCCCCCCGAAGAUAAACCAAAGGAUGUCACACAAGCCAGAGUCCCCGUCUCCCUCCCUCGCGCUUCUCGUCAGCACUUCCCUUUAUUAUAUUGCACUAAUCCAUUCCUUAAUUACAACAAACUUCUUCUUUUUUGUUCCAGCUACUAAUAUAUCCGCGGGGGGACCUACAGUGUAUUAUUUAUGUGUGCGUGUGUGCGUGUGUGCGUGUGUGUGCGUGUGUGCGUGUUUGGUAGAGAAGGAAACAGUAAAGAUGUCAUGGCUGCUUUUUGUCAGUGCAAACUGUAUAUUUCUAUAAUUUCCCCCGUAGAGGAAUCGGCCAACGUGUCAGCAUGUUGCACAACCUGUUGAAUCCCAUGGAAGAUAUACGGUAUAUAUAUGAGUAUAUAUAUAUAUAUAUAUAUAUAUUACUAGAGUCAUUCCAUUUGAUUUUUCAAUCAGCUCUGACAUACUUAUAUAAAUAUAGAGUAUAUAUAUGUAUGUAUUCACACUGUUAAUGUGGUUUAGAUUUGAAAAAGGCAUCUGGAUGGAGGCCUGACGCGUUGUGUGGACAAACGUAGCAGCAGUAGACGUGUAUUUGGAUUGAAGCGGGGUGGGAAUGCGUGGGAGGGUGUUCGAUACUUAAUUGAGUCGUGGAGGAUUUCACACCCCACUCAUUCAUUGCCUUUUAACCUGCAAGUGUUUUACUGUCACUCAGAAAGCGAGUGGCGUCAGAGUGUGUGUACCUUAUAGACAUAGAGAGUACCCGAUUGCUUGCCUACACCCCGCUCUGCAACAUUGGAUAAGCCGUAAAAACGUUUCUAACGCUCUAAAGCCAUCUUUUCUCUAUUCGAGUAGACCGAGUCCUCUUACCCCAACAAAGAUCCCCAUGAUUGGGUCUUUUUUUAUUUCUAUUAACGCCCAGAUUCUUCAAAAAGGUGAUAUAUAUUCUCCUACUUUACAAUUUCUCCUUGUUAAAAAUAUUUUAUUAUGUCGAUUUUCCUAAGAUGGCAUAUGCAAUAUAUUUUUAGAUGUACUAUUUUUAGAAAAUGAGCUUAAAAAAACAAGAUAAGAAUAUGCAUUAUUUUUGAUUCAGUUCAAAUUGAAGUCAUCACAGCGUUAAUUGAGAUUUGACCAAAUGGAAGAGGAGAAUGAAGUCACAUGACCCGAGGUUGUCGAUAGAACGCAGUGAGGAACUCCCUUCCAGGCGAUUUCUAAUGAAGUGUACAUAUCUGAAUCCAGGAAGCACCGGGCACUCUUUAAACGAGCAGACAGCCAAUGCACAGUGUAGUAUUUUUUUGCAAGAUCUGUAAUAAAUAUAUUUAAAGUAAGAGAUAUUUAAAUGGAGUUAACAAUACAAUAUAUUAAGAUUUCAAUUUAACUUAUUUGGAAAUACUGUGUCUAAUUGAUUAACUAUAUCCUGUUUCUUUGCGCUCCAGGAUAGAAAUUAGUUCUGUUUAUUUGUAACUUAUGAGUUUAGAAAUUAGGUGGUUGAGUGACGGUUGUUGAAAGAGAUGUAAAUGUUGUGUUUAUGUCAUUUAGUCGUCAGUGGGUGGAGACCAGACCAAAGCACACCCUGGCUGAAGUGGAGUCACAGAUUUGAUUCCCCUUUCAUCCUUAAAAAGUCAAAUCUGACCCUAUAUCUCUGGAUAAGAGGCGACUUCUAGCUCUCCUGCCUAACCUGACUGACCUUAAGUGACGUUUGGGAGAAUGCCGUGGCAACAUGGUCACCUGAGCCUUUAUUGAUUGGUCCUAUUAGGGGAGAGACGGGGCCAGUGCACCUGAGACAGGACGGUACGUCCUCUGGGCUCCAGGUAGAAGAUCCCUCGGGUGCUGAUUGACACCUAGACCAGUUUCCCUUCUCUAAAUUUAGCACAAUAUUGUAGAGAGUUUUCAUGAAGUGUCGGGAAUUAGGGACUGUAUGAAAAUUACUUGUGCCGCGUUAUGUAUUUAUAAGUGUUCUUAAGUUCUUAAGACUCAAUAUCUGUUAGGAGAGCAGGGGAUGGUGAUCUCACCCAAGAAUUCUAUUUUUGAUGUAACUUUAGAUUGAAAAAGUGUAUUAGCACCAAUAGACUGGUUGUGUUUUCCCGUUUUUAUCUCUGCAAAAAAUGUAUAAUUUGUAAGAUUCUAAUGGGUGACUUUAAACAUUUUCACUUUUAAAGUGGCGGUAAAAAAUACAAUAAUACUUAUUUGGAGGACGUUGCUUUUUUUAUAAAAUAACAUGCAGGUUUGUUCUCUCCUCCGCACCUUUAUGAUUUUCACACAGUCCCUUACUCAAGUCAUUACAACUACAAGGUUUUCCAGUGAUCUUACAAGAAGUGAAGGACUCUGAAUAUAAUAAAUGAGUAGGUGAAUUUGAUGAUUUGAUGAACAGCUUCUCCCAGCAUCCAAAUCAGCUGGCCACCGUUGCCUUUCUCCCAGAUGUGCAUUGACUGUGUUUGUCCCCUAGAGGGCAGGAACCCUGUGUGCGCAGAACUGUCUCAUGGCCACCUCCCAAAGCAGCUUCCUCCCUCGUUUUCUGUCAAUGCAUCCUUGUCUUUUUGCUACUAAGAGUGAUGCAGGAGAAAAGGAGAUGAAGAACGCUCAUUAAAAGGAAGUCUCCAUGAGUCAUCCUCCCGAGUGUUGGCCAGCCUUGCAGAAAGCAUGGACUAGAUUGUAUGUUAUUAUUUAUGUGACUUUUCUAGCAGCUUUGCAUGGACACAGCCAUGGCAACAAGGCAGGGCCAGCACUUGGGAGGGGUUUCUGUGCACGUAGGGUGUACAUAGUGGCAGGGGUCAAACACUGAGUGACCUUUAGUGAUGCCACACAGGAAGUGUGUUCACUCGAAAAAACAAAAGCACCCGACCGACCGAUGAGAUUCUGCUUUCUGUGUGGUCUGUAUUGAUGCUUAUUGUCAACAUAUAUUUUGAUAUAUUUGGAAGAAACGGGGGAUAUACGCAGUAAAAAGUCUAGAUAUUUUUUGAGUAGAGAAGCAAUGUGUGUAUCAGAUUAUUGUCACUUUGUCAUGCUCUCUGAAGAUCUCUUGGAUUUUUUGGAAGAAUUAUAUAACAUCCCUACUGAUUUAAUGUUGAAAGAAUAUUUAUAAAUUUUAAGUCCUUUGUGAAAA